GUUUUGAAUGAGCAGGUGACCUUAAUUUUGUCGUACUUUCGGAUGAUUAAUUACACACGUGCCGACUCUGCGCGGGUGCGAAACCCUCUUCCUUCUUCUGCUUCCUAGUUACGCGUCGCGACAAUGAAGGGGAAAGAACUUUUCACCACGCAGAUUGCUGCGGUACGCCCCAAAUCGAAUCGCAAACUGUGGUCAAAUCUCGCAAUCGUGGGCCUCGGGUUGCUUUGCGGUAUUAACUUUUUUCUGCGGUUUUCAGACGGGUCGGUCGACACGGGAGAGGCUCGCAGCUAUCCAGGAGAAUCGCUCCAAUGGAAACCAUGUGGUCAGAUCAUCAACCACGAGCUCGAGUGUGGAGAAAUCAAGGUUCCCAUGGAUCAAUUUGAUGCAGUCAAUUCUGCUAGCAAGACUUUCAACAUCCCGCUCAUCCGCCUUCGAGGCAAAAAUGCCACGCAGAACCUGGUUGUGAACCCCGGAGGCCCUGGUGGCAGCGGCUUCAGCUUCAUGUACCGCAGGGGAGAGCAGUUGAAUCGCAUCGUCGGAGAGAAUUACCACAUCCUGUCAUUCGAUCCCCGAGGUGUCAACUCAUCACAACCUCGUGCGUCUUGUUAUCCGACCGCGGCGAUGCGUGAAAAACACGCCUUGGAUUUGGAUGACGAUUUGGUUGGCGACAGCGCGAAACGUUAUGCUUGGACACAAAAUUAUGUCAAGACAUGUGAGGAAAACAUGGGCGAGCACGGCAAAUACAUCAAUACCCCACAGACAGCAGCCGACAUGAACAGCAUCCUGGACGCCGUUGGCCAGCAGGACAUGGUGUAUUGGGGUUUCAGUUAUGGCACCCUGCUUGGCCAAACUUAUGCUUCGCUCUUCCCAGAACGGUCCAAGAGGAUCAUUAUAGACGGCGUCGUCAACCAGAUUGAAUGGUAUACGUCGCUCCUUUUGCAAGACGACUUCACUAAUACUCAAAAUGUCCUUGAUGGCUUCUUCGACGAGUGCAUGAAGUCACCAAAGACGUGCGCUUUAUCAGGCUUUGCCGACACCAAAGAACAGCUGCAAUCUACUGUGGUCGACUUUUUGCGUGGCUUUGAAAAGGACCCGAUCGCUGUCUUCGUUAACACAACGACGUAUGGAACACUCGACUAUAAAUCCCUGUGGAUCAAUGCAGUCUUCGCCCACAUGUACAAACCGUCUACUUGGUUUGAUUUUGCGACUCGGCUUGCGGAGAUGAUGCGUGGCAACGCGACAAGUGCUUUUCUGACAUACAACACUAAUAACCCUCUCGACUUGACGGACGAGGCACUUGAUGUUGUGAUGCUCAAUGACGGGAUAUCAGGCCCAAAAUAUUGGCCCCAAACUAGGCAGGAACUGGUCGAUCUUCUCUCACCUCUGGAUAACUCGUCUUCGUUUGCUUUUUCCGCGAACCAAGGAUACUAUGCCAAGCAGCAAUGGCUCAUUCCACGAACACACAACUUCACGCCACGCGACCGCGUCGAGACUGCCCAUCCGUUGCUGGUGCUCUCAACUACAUACGAUCCAAUCUGCCCGCUGGUCUCGGCAAAGAACGCACAGAAGACAUUUGUUGGCUCGCGACUGGUUGAAGUCAAGGGCUACGGCCAUUGUUCCGUGGCAGUUGUAUCCGCGUGCCUUGCUCAGCAUGUGCGCGAUUUCCUGGAUACAGGGAAAUUGCCCGAGGAAAAUACGACAUGCGAAGUAGACGAGCCAUACUUCCAAGAGCCGGAGUCAGAGGAGGUAUUGUUGGCGAAACUGUCGGCGGCAGAGGCGGAAGUCGACCAGAUCCGUGCCGCUCAAGCAAUGCUGGCUAGCCAAUUGCGCUGGUAGGAGCCGUUUCAGGAAAGAUGGCAGUAUAUAGCAUCAAGUGAAUUGAUAUUUUAUCGGAAGGAUGUCAUUAUAUGUUAUGAGCAUCGCUAUUUGCACCUAGAAUAUUGAUCGAUAUUUGAAUUAUGUAG
Messenger RNA from Ilyonectria robusta, 1964 nucleotides. RefSeq names its product Alpha/Beta hydrolase protein. The record is from RefSeq and is a predicted model, not a curated record. Lineage: Eukaryota; Fungi; Ascomycota; Sordariomycetes; Hypocreales; Nectriaceae. The transcript has a single exon. The coding region runs from base 124 to 1836 and encodes 570 amino acids.